Molecule: messenger RNA, 3374 nt
Organism: Mobula hypostoma (lesser devil ray)
Lineage: Eukaryota; Metazoa; Chordata; Chondrichthyes; Myliobatiformes; Myliobatidae
Product: retinol dehydrogenase 13-like
Exons: 7
Coding region: 386-1159 (257 amino acids)
Biological process (GO): retinal metabolic process
Cellular component (GO): mitochondrial inner membrane
Molecular function (GO): all-trans-retinol dehydrogenase (NADP+) activity
Source: RefSeq, a predicted model, not a curated record
AAUUGGGAGUCGACCUGAGCUGUUGCCUGUAACUUGGUCGUCAUGAACGCGUAGUUGCUGAGAGCCCCAGUCAUUGUACCUUGUUGAAUUGUAGCCUGCACACCCCAGUAAAUGUGCCCAGUCAGUGACUGAAAGCAAUGGGAAUUCACGUGAAAGUCGAAUGGAAGUUGAAGCCUUAUAUGGAUGGCGAUUAUUAGGAAAGUUGUCAAAAGAAUAUGUCGAGAGUAGGUUUUAAAGAGAUUAUGUAACCGGUGGAAACUGUCCAAGUUCAGCAACUGUCUCAGGAAAGACUAUAAUCAUAACUGGAGCAAACACUGGAAUUGGUAAAGAAACUGCUCAAGAGCUGGCCAGAAGAGGUGGCAGAAUCAUUUUGGCAUGUCGGAAUAUGGAGAAAUGUGAAGCUGCGGCUCGAGAAAUUCGAGGAAAAACCCUGAAUCAUCAUGUAUACGCCAGGCACCUGAACCUUGCUUCACUUAAAUCGAUUAGGGAGUUUGCCAAGAGAGUAACUGAAGAAGAAGAGAACAUAAAUAUCCUGAUUAAUAAUGCCGGUGUCAUGAGAUGUCCUCACUGGCAAACAGAAGAUGGAUUUGAAAUGCAGUUUGGUGUAAAUCACCUUGGUCAUUUUCUCUUGACAAACCUACUGCUUGACAAGUUGAAGAAAUCUGGAAAGAGUCGCAUUAUAAAUGUGUCUUCACUGGCUCAUGUUGCAGGGGAAAUUGAUUUCGAAGAUCUCAACUGGGAGAAGAGAAAGUAUAACACAAAGGCAGCAUACUGUCAAAGUAAACUUGCAAAUGUUCUGUUUACAAAUGAGUUGGCUAAGCGCCUUGAUGGAACUGGAGUAACUGCCAAUGCGGUGCACCCAGGUGUAACUGAUACAGAGCUCGGCAGACACACAGGAAUGCACAAAUCCAGCUUUUCUAGCACGGCACUCGGGCCUUUAUUUUCCCUUCUUGUGAAAUCCCCCAAGCUGGGAGCACAAGCUUCUGUGUAUCUAAGUGUGGCAGAAGAAUUGGAAGGAAUAUCUGGAAAAUACUUUGAUGUCAUGAGGCAGAAGGAUCCUUCCCCACAGGCACUGGAUGCGGAGACAGCCCGACGACUGUGGGAAAGCAGUGCUAGAUUAGUGGGGCUAGAAGACAAUGAAGACACAACAGCUCAGUAAUUCCAACCUGAAUAUGAAUACCGCAGAGCACUCAACAACUCUGGAUAGCUACGCAAAGAUGAGUAUGUGAUCACGUACUGAAAGGCAAUACACACUCCCUAGCUGCUUUACUAGGAACAGUAGUGCACCUCAUAAAGUGGCCACAAGGGUGGAACCUGGUGUAGUCUCCUGCCAUCUCCAAUGGGAUCCCACCACCAAGCACAUCUCUCUUCCCGCCCCCCCCCCACAUUCCACUUUCCACUUUCCGCAGGGAUCGCUCCCCACUGAUCUCUUUCCUAGCACUUACUCUUGCAAGUGCAACAAGUGCUAUACCUGCCCCUACACCUCCUCCCUCACUACCAUUCGGGGCCCCAAACAGUCCCUCCAGGUGAAGCGACACUUCAUCUGUGAAUCUGUUGGGGUCAUAUACUGUAUCCAGUGCUCCCGGUGUUUCCUUCUGUAUAUCGGAGAGACCCAACGUAAAUUGGGAGGCCACUUCGCCGAGCACCUGUGCACCACGUGCUGGAAAAAGCGAUGAGGCCACACUCAGGUUGGAGGAGCAACACCUUGUAUUCUAUCGGGUAGCCUCCAACCUGAUGGCAUGAACGUUGAUUUCUCAAACUUCUGGUAACAUGCCCCACCCCAUUCCCAUUCCCUCUGUUACUGUACCUCCUUACCUGCCCGUCACCUCCCUCUUCUCUUCCUUCCAUGGCCUUCUACCCUCUCCUAUCAGAUUCUCCCUUCUGCAGCCCUUUAUCUUUCACUAAUUGACUUCCCUGCUCUUUACUUCACCCCUCCCCGUUCCCAGUUUCACCUCUCACCUACUACCUUGUACUUCUUCCUCCCCUCCCCCCCCACCUUCUUACUCUGACCUCAUCUCCUUUUCCCAGUCCUGAUGAAGGGUCUCAGCCUGAAACGUCGACUGUUUACUCUUUUCCACGGAUGUUCUCUGGCCUGCUCUUUCUUCUCCAGUAUUUUGUGUGUUUUACCUUGAUUUCCAGUAUCUGCAGAUUUUCUGUUGUUUGUGGUCUUUGCUGCUGUAGCUCAUCCACUUCAAGGUUCGAUGUGUUGUGUGUUCAGAGAUGCUGUUAUACACACCACUGUUGUAAGGCAUGUUUAUUUGAGUUAUUGUCCUCUUCCUGUCAUCUUGAACCAGUUUGGCCAUUCUCCCCUGACCUCUCUGGAUGUUUUUUUUUCGUUUUUUGCACCAUUCUCUAUAAUCUAGAGACAGUUGUGCAUGAAAAUCCCAGGAGAUCAGCAGUUUCUGAGAUACUCUACCCACCCUGUCUGACACCAACAAUCACUCCAUGAUCAAAGUUACUUAGAUCACAUUUCUUCUCCAUUCUGAUGUUUGGCCUGACAGCAAGUGAAUCUCUUGACCAUGUCUGGAUGCUUUAAUACAUUGAGUUGCUGCACAUGAUCGUCUGAUUAGGUAUUUACAUUAACAAGGAAGUGUACUGGUGUACCUAAUAAAGUGGCCACUGAGUGUAUGCCACACAUCAUAUGCUAGUGAAUUUUUAAUUAUGAUUGUGAUUACAAUUCAUUCCUGUAUAAAUUUCACAAUGUUUCACUGUGGAUCACUUAGUUCACCUUGUCUCCAUUUCCUAUCCAUCCGUUCAUUUAUCCACUGCAAUUUUCCACUGAGUUAUACAAUUCCUUUUAAGAAUUACAGCACAGAAAUCAGUCCUUUUGCCCAACUCAUCCAUGCACACUAAGAUGUCCACCUAGGCUAUCCCAUUGGCCUGCAUGUAUCCCUCUAAGUUAGAAUGAAAUAGUAAUGAAACAUUAUUCCAAUAUAUUGGUGGGCUUAAGCAUUCUUCUGAACAACCAAACCUAUCAGUGUAGCUAUAACCACAGUUCCUUCAACUUCCUUAUGGAAAGGAUGUAACUGUAGGAAAGGUCAUUCCUCGUUGCCUUGGUAGCUUUCAGUAGAAGACUGAGGGCAAGUCAAAUGCCCUCCAUCUUUCACAGAAGAUUAUAUCUGAAGAAGGUUAGUAGAAAUGAGAUGUUCUGCAAACUGGUUGCAAGUUACUGAACGUUUUUCCAACCAUUGAAAUGAGCUGCUGUCAUUUUAAGACUAGAACUUGCAUAGUUAAUAAUUUUACCAACAGGUGUUUCUCUGUUUCAUCUUUGUAUGUUUUUAUAUUAAAAGUUAAAGUGCCCACGUAUUAUGUUUGUAAAACUAAGAAUGAAUGAUCUUAUGUAUUCUGGGAUGAGAUUAAUUAAACCGUUACAA